Panonychus citri (citrus red mite) is the source of this 4614-nucleotide messenger RNA. RefSeq lists its product as uncharacterized. Gene Ontology annotation, biological process: carbohydrate metabolic process. Gene Ontology annotation, cellular component: extracellular region. Gene Ontology annotation, molecular function: hydrolase activity, acting on carbon-nitrogen (but not peptide) bonds; chitin binding. Lineage: Eukaryota; Metazoa; Arthropoda; Arachnida; Trombidiformes; Tetranychidae. The record is from RefSeq and is a predicted model, not a curated record.
AAUCAGAACAAUUUAACUCGACGUUUGUUAAUUGUGAGUCCAGUUUUCGUUUUUCUCCACAUCAGUUAGUUGGAUUUUCCUUUUAAUUUGAUUAAAUUUUUUUGUGUAAAUAAAUUAAAUUUAAUGAGUUACUUUUUUUUACCUUUACAAAUUAAAAAAUGAUUAAUUGUUACAAUUUAAUUCCUUGAUUACUUUUCAUAUCUUUGGAAACUUUUUAAUGUUCUCGUGCCUUUUUCCAUAUCAAUUAACCAUAAUUAAUAUUUAUAUUUGGCGAGGAUUUAACUUUAAUUAUCUUAAUUGUCACCGGUUUCAUUGUUUACAUCAAUAUGACAACAACAAUUAAAACUAAAACAUUUGAACAGUUAAUUGUUACUAUUGGUUUAUUGUGUUGUAUAUCAUUUUACCUGAGUGAUAAUCAAAUCCUAUGGAAUAAGAAACAACAAUCAACUGAUCAUCAUCUAGUCAAUUCACAAUUUAGACUAUUAACUUUACCAUUAUCAUCAAAUGAGUGUGUUAAUUGUAAUCAUCGGAGUAAAAGAUCAACAUAUAAAUCACCAGCAAUUUCAUCAUCAGGUUUGGGGGCUGUUCGUGAUUCCGAUCGAUUCACUGCUUUUUCUUUAUUACCUUCGGCUGCUAAUCGGUCAGUUUUCAUUUGUCCAGAAAAAUUUGGUUACUUUCCUGAUAAACGUGAUUGUACCAAAUAUUUUGUCUGUGUUUUUGGUGAACCUCUUCACGAAAGUUGUACGGGUGGACUUUACUUUUCCGCUGAACUGCAAACAUGUGACUGGCCGAGAAAUGUUCAAUGUCCAAAUGAGAAGAAAAAUUAUGAGAAAUCGGUUUUCAGUACAGUUGAUAUUGGAACUGGUGAUGAUCCUUUUGAUUAUGAUGUUCGUACCCCACCCAAUCAAAUUGGUAAAUUAAAUGAUGACGAUGAUGAUGACGAUAGAGAUUCUAAACCGAAUGGAAUCAAUGCCAAUUACAAUAAAAUUAUAAUCAAAACUCACAAUUCAUCAAUCGUCCGACCCAUUGAACAUUAUGUCGUGGACAAAGAGAUUCCCGAUUAUACAAUUGUUGAUGAACAACCAAUCAAUUUAAAUCCGAGCAACAACAACAACAACAACAGAUCAACUGUUUCUCCAUCACCUCAACCAACACCUUCACCUUUAACCCAGCCAAUUUCCUCUUCGUUUCCCUCUCCUCUAUCCGAUGGCGGACGUAACAAUAUUGAUUUCGAGAUAAACUCUCAACCCAAGAUUUCACUGAAUCGUGAUUCAACUCCGGGAAUAGAUUAUCUGACCGAUGGGUUACCUUUACCAAGUCCAACUCCAGUUUCUCGACCUUCAAUAAUUUACUCGGUUGAUUUGAAUGGUUCAACUCACCCUGAGAAAUCACCAAGCGGUUCAUCAGCUGAAUCCUUGACUCGAGAAACUGAGAUUCAAUCCAAUCGUUACCAAGAAAAACAUGGAAAUAAGAUAAACCUUGAAUUUGACCCUCAAGCACCAAAUUAUGCUGAGGCCAUUCCUCCUGUCGUUGAUAGUAAGGGUGGAAUCCAUUUCUCUGAUGGAGUCGGUGGUACUUUCGGUAUCGUUGAUCAACUUCCAGGUCUUCUAAGUCCCAGUGUUUCGGAUCACAGUGUAAAUGUUUUCGUUAAACCAUUGACAACUGAUUCUGAUAAAGGUAACUCACGAUAUCGGGAGUCACGUUUACUUAAGGAUAAUGUGGACUCUGGUUAUGAAUAUAUUCCAGUUAUUGCUCCUGAAAAGUUCACACUUCGUAGUAAUCCAUUGUUUAAGCUCACCCAUGGCCUUGGUGAUAAAAUGCUUCGUUCUCGAGGUCGAUCAGCAUCUAGACCAAAUGAACAAGUUACAGGCAAUUUACUUUCGGCUGUUGGAUCACAAGUUAAACCCAUGGAUUCUGAGAUUGAUUUUAACAUAAAUGAAAAUGUUACUCGAACCGCGGGAAUUUCAGGAAUAACAAUAAAUUCAAAAGAGGAACAAUCUCAUUCCAAUAGAAAUGAGAAUGUUGAAAAAAAUCGACCUGAGAUUAUGGGUCAACUACUUCGUAAAGAGGGUAACGAGGAAUUUGUUCUUGUACCAUUUGCUUUUGGUGAUGGUCGACGUCGUAAUCGUGGACGAGUUCGAGUUGUACCGAAAAUUGUUUCCAAGAACAAAUUGAAUCAAGUUAAAAUGAUGAAUAAAAAUGGUAAAAUGUUACCAGGAUUCAUUGAGGCCAAAACUGAUGGAUCGGUUAUUGUCCGUGCCAAACCUAUUAUUGACCUACCAAUCGAAAUGAAUAAAUACUCUUCACCUUCACCUUCCAUUUCCACUCCACCCGAGCAACAACUCAAUUCACCUCAUCGAUUAGGAGACUCAGUUUACUCAGUUAAACCAACACCACCUCAACUGAGCUCCUUCCCGAAUACUUUAAUUCAACCAUUGACUGUACCACCCUCGAAUCAGGAAGUUAAUUUAAUGUCCUUGCCAUUGACGAACACAAAUUCAGCCGACAAUUCAGCGAUAAAUGUUCAAUGGAACAAAGGAAAAAUUGAAAUCACCGAUUCUUAUUCAAAUGGUGAAAAUUUCAUCGCCUCUUUAUUGUCAAAUGACAAGAGGAUUGUUAAUCUUGAUGGAAAUCAUUUAAAUUCAAAUAACGGACUGUCCGAUGAAAGAUUGACCUCACCUCCAAUAAGAGACAAUAAUCAUGAUUCUGAUGGAUCAACUGUCAAAAGUACCACAACCAACGGUAUCAGAACAACAACUUCCACCUCAACAACCACUUCCACAACCACAACGACAACGACAACACCUUCGCCCAUUUCAAUAGAGCCAUUUGUUACCAAUACUCCGUUUGUUGGUAAAAUUAUACGUACUUUAAGGCCACAAACCGUUUACUCUGAGCCAGUGAAAAUAAUGACUGAAAAUUUAUCAUCUACUCGAAAACCAGAUAAACAAAUUGCUUCAUACACAAGACCAAAAGUUGAAGAUGAGCUUACAUGGCCUGAAGAUGGAUUCUUACCAAACAAAGAGCCUUCAAAUUCACUAACUAACGGGCGUCAACAAUCAACACCAAGAUCAACCCCGAAAAGUUACCCUGUAGACUCAACCUCGAUACCAACACCUUACCAAUCAUCUAUCUCUAGUACACCAACAACUACAACACCCUCUCCAAAAUCUCAUUCCGCUCCUUCUCCGUCACCAACAUUUGCCUCUUCAAUUUCAACCGAUUCAGAGACAACAUUCGGUCCUCGAACUCGUGGUCCAGUUACCCGAAAGCAAAGACCAACAAACAAACGUCUUGUUGUUAAACAACGAACUACAAUAGCACCUAUCCCACCAUCUCGCCCUGCAAGUGUUUACCCAACACCCCAACCAUUAACGUCAGCAACUAAAUGUGAUCCUCGAAAAUGUCGUCUUCCUGAUUGCAAUUGCGGUGGACCUGCAAUACCAGGUGGACUAACUCUAGAAGAGACUCCGCAAAUUGUAUUAUUAACCUUCGACGACGCGGUUAACGAUUUAAAUUGGGAAUUGUACGAGGAAAUCUUCAACAGCGGUCGCUUGAAUCCAAAUGGAUGUCCAAUCUUGGGGACCUUUUAUACCUCCCACGAAUGGACAGAUUAUGGUCAAGUUCAAACACUUUAUUCAAGAGGUCACGAAUUUGCUUCUCACACUGUAACUCAUAGUUUCGGUGAAAAAUUUUCUAAAAGCCAAUGGCACAAAGAGGUCAAUGGUCAACGGGAAUUAUUACAUUUAUACGGCGGUGUCCGUCUAGAAGAUAUAAGGGGAAUGCGAGCGCCAUUUUUACAGAGGGGUAAUCGCAUGUUUGAAAUGCUCCAUGAAGAUAAUUUCACCUACGAUUCAUCGAUGCCCGUCUUUGAUAAUCGACCUCCAUUCUGGCCUUACACUUUGGACUAUUCACUUAAUCACGAUUGUAUGAUUAGUCCAUGUCCAACUAAAUCAUUUCCCGGUGUUUGGGAAGUUGGAAUGGUGAUGUGGGAAGACCUCAAGGGCGGGAGAUGCUCCAUGGCGGAUUCAUGUUCCAAUCCUUCAGACGAAGAGGGUGUUUAUGAAAUGCUAUUGAAGAACUUCAAUCGCCACUACAGCACAAAUCGAGCUCCGUUUGGACUAUUUUACCAUUCGGCCUGGUUUAACACCAAUCACCAUCGAAGAGGAUUCAUGAAAUUCAUCGAUACCAUUUUAUCCCAUAAAAAUGUUUACCUGUUAACCAAUUGGCAGUUAAUUGAAUGGAUCAGAAAUCCAACUCCAUUGUCAACAAUUAAAUCAUUUCAACCUUGGUCAUGUGAUAAUUUGACCUCCGAGAGACCUGGACCUUGUCACCAUCCCAAUGUUUGUAAUGUCCGGUAUCAAAGUGGAACCCGUUUCAUGAAGACAUGUCAACCCUGUCCAGAUAGGUACCCCUGGGUGGGUGGAACCUCAAACAAUUUAAAUUAAACCAUAUAAAUAGCUUGUUAAUCAUUUAAUCAAAUCCUUUGCCAUCCUUAACCAUCCUCAUCUUCAUCAAGUUUCAACCACCAUUUUAAAAGUUAUUUUUACCUUUACAAUGAUUAUUAUUCAAUUGUUAAAUACAAAGAUAAUAAUUACAAUUUUAAAUUUUAAA